Messenger RNA from Trypanosoma grayi, 591 nucleotides. RefSeq names its product putative 60S ribosomal protein L6. Gene Ontology annotation, molecular function: RNA binding; structural constituent of ribosome. Gene Ontology annotation, biological process: cytoplasmic translation; ribosomal large subunit assembly. The transcript has a single exon. Bases 1 to 591 code for a protein of 196 amino acids. Gene Ontology annotation, cellular component: ribosome; cytosolic large ribosomal subunit. Lineage: Eukaryota; Euglenozoa; Kinetoplastea; Trypanosomatida; Trypanosomatidae. The record is from RefSeq and is a predicted model, not a curated record.
AUGCCCGCUGCCGCCAAGAAGGCCACCAAGAGGUCCACCAAAAAGGUCGCCAAGAAGGUCAGCCGCAAGAGUGCCGCGUACUCGACGCUGCGCAAGAGCUGCACGCCCGGCACCAUCGCCAUCAUCCUCGCCGGCCGCUUCCGUGGCCGCCGCGCUGUGAUCCUGAAGCAGCUUGCCGGCAACGGUCCGCUUGUCAUCUCCGGCCCGAUGAAGUACAGUGGCGUGCCGAUCCGCCGCAUCGACUCGCGCUACAUCAUUGCGACGUCGACGAAGGUAGACCUGAAGGGCGUCGACACGAGCGCCAUCACCGCCGACGUGUUCGCGCGCCCCAAGCAGGAGAAGCGCGUCAAGUCGGAGGGCGACUUCAUGGGUGACAAGGCCAAGAAGGCGGCGGAGCGCAAGGCGAAGAAGACGUCCAAGGCCGCACCGAAGGGCACCGUCAGCGACAGCCGCGCGCAGCUGCAGAAGAAGAUCGACGCUGCACUCAUUGCGGCCAUCAAGAAGGACCCCCUUGGGAAGGAGAAGGCCGGCUACCUGCACUCUGUUUUCACCAUCAAGCCGGGUGAUGUGCCCCACCGCAUGAACUGGUAG